AUGGCCGACAAACUAGCAAAGGACAUGACCCUCAAGGGUUCAUCCACCACCAUGCCAAAACUCAUAUAUGGUACAGCUUGGAAGAGAGAAAGGACAGCAGACCUCGUUUAUACUGCCCUGAAGUGUGGUUUCCGCGGUGUCGACACAGCAGCCCAGCCUGAGCAUUACAACGAGGAAGGUGUAGGGCAAGGUGUCAAACGAGCCAUCAAAGACCGCAUUGUUAAGCGUGAAGGACUAUUUCUCCAAACUAAAUUCUCGCCUCCGGCCAUCCAAGGUGAAAACGCACCUUAUGAUUUCAAGGUACCAGUUGUGGAUCAGGUUCAUCAGUCUGUGCAGUCCUCACUCAAGUACUUCACAAUCGAGGGCGAGGAGCCUUAUCUUGACAGUAUGCUUCUGCAUACUCCCCUGACAAAUAUCGAGGAAACCAUCGCGGCAUGGAAGACACUAGAAACUUACGUGCCCCAUCAGAUUCGUAACCUGGGCAUCUCCAACAUCGAGCUUCCCAUUCUCAAGGAGUUGCAUGAUGCAGUCACUGUGAAACCAAGCGUCGUCCAGAAUUGCUUCCACGCGGGCACACUCUUCGAUGUAGAACUCAGAGCCUACUGUCGACGGCAAGAGAUCGCAUACCAGUCUUUCUGGACACUCAACGGUAACCCAAAACUCGCUGCCAGCAUGCCUAUCGGAAUGGUUUCAGAGAAAGCUGGCGUUGAGUUUGUGGCGGCGUACUAUGCUCUUCUCUUCGGCCUUGACGGAGUUGCAGUUAUAGACGGAACGACAACGGAAAGCCACAUGAAAGAUGACCUCGAAGGGAUUGAGAAAAUUGCAUCUUGGGCGGAGGGUAGUGGUGUAGAUGAGUGGACUCGUGCUCUAUCUGAGUUUAAGCAAAGUAUUGGGGAUGUUCGAAAAUGA
Fusarium pseudograminearum CS3096 is the source of this 909-nucleotide messenger RNA. RefSeq lists its product as uncharacterized. Gene Ontology annotation, molecular function: aldose reductase (NADPH) activity. Gene Ontology annotation, cellular component: cytosol. The transcript is spliced from 2 exons. NCBI's taxonomy places the organism in Eukaryota, Fungi, Ascomycota, Sordariomycetes, Hypocreales, Nectriaceae. The record is from RefSeq and is a predicted model, not a curated record. The coding region runs from base 1 to 909 and encodes 302 amino acids.